AUGAACAAGAAGAACUUAGAUCCAAAUAUUGGAGUUGGAGGCAAGGCAGAUGGAAAGAUGAACAACAAGGGACAGGCGCCACAAGUCGUCCCACCAGUACUACCUUAUCCAACUGUUCCACACAAGGUAGGUGGCGCUGCAGUGGUUCCAGGAGCGGCUGUCCCAACAUCAAAGACAUUGUCCAUCACAAAGGAUGUUUCAUUGGUAGAGGUUACGCCAAAGCAACUACAUGAGUUACAAUUGGAUAUUGAGAACAUCAAUCUACAAUUGAAGAGGUUGUUUCAAUUCCAGGAGCAAACGUAUCGUUGGAAUAUGAAGCAUCAUGAGAAUAUGAAGAAGAUUAUCAAGUCAUUCAAUGUAUUGAAUAAUAUAAUGAGACAAGAUAGUAAUGAGAGUAGUUCUUCAUCAGGUGUAUCAACAUCUAGAAGUCAGGAGACCAAGCAACUAGCAGACAAAAGGAGAAAGAACGAUACGAAGAGCACCAACAUUGUAUUCUACGAGAAGGCCAAUCCAUCAUCAAGAGAUAGUGGUCAGGACAACAACUUCAAUCAAGAAGUUAUUGACCUUUACAAGAGAUAUGGACCUGUCUCCGAGGAACUCCAACAAUUGUUAUCUGACCUUGAUUAUAGUCUAUUUGUCCAACUCAAAGAAGAGUCAAUGGAGAUCAUUCUUCCAGUUCUCCUCAAGUGGAUUAAGGGUAGGUAG
Acytostelium subglobosum LB1 is the source of this 705-nucleotide messenger RNA. RefSeq lists its product as hypothetical. Lineage: Eukaryota; Evosea; Eumycetozoa; Acytosteliales; Acytosteliaceae. The coding region runs from base 1 to 705 and encodes 234 amino acids. The transcript has 3 exons. The record is from RefSeq and is a predicted model, not a curated record.